AUGAAGACGCUGGCUACAGUUGAACCUACAAAGCAACGAACUGCGCUAUCGACAUCCAAGUUUCAGUGGACACAAGAGAUUGGAGUGUUUCAGUCCAAUCCAACACCCUCCCCCACCACGGCGAUACAGGUCACCUCCACGAUUGCAGCGGUUGACUGCGCCGACAAGCCGGACAGACCAGAUAUGAACGAGAAGACAAGAAAAUAUCUUCGGGCGAUCAUGAACUCCAGUGUGGAAACAGAUCUGUCGCAGUUGAACUGCGGUUCCUUGCAAAGACAGCGAUAUUCCAGUCUUCACUACCUUCCGACAUCCACACAGAAGCCUCGGUACUUCUUUGCGUUGGACCUGUUUCAAUCAGCUCAUCUCAUAACACAGCUUCUUGGGUCAAUCGUCGAGGUCAUACGAUUUUUGGGCCCCGACCUUUGUGUUCUUUCGGUGGUUGAAGGGAGAUCCACGGACGGAACAUUCGAGGUGCUGAAAGGCUUGAGUCAUGAGAUGGAAAGUAUUGGUGUCAGGUAUCACUUGUCUUGCAACGAGUUGGAUCCGAUGGGAGAAGGCAUGGAUCGCAUCUUGACGCUGGCACAGCUCCGCAACCAAGCACUUUGGCCUUUGACGAGACAUGCGGAGCGAUAUGACCCUUCUACAACAGUCAUUUUCUUGAAUGACAUUGCUCCAUGUGCGGAAGAUAUCUUGGAGCUGAUUCACCAACGGGUAGUGCUCAAGGCAGACAUGACGUGUGCGAUGGACUGGAUCCAUGAUGGUGAGACAUUCUACGACGUCUGGAUCGGAAGGCAGUUGAAUGGGGAUUCGUUCUUCGAGGUUCCCCAGAGCGUCUCCUGGGAGUUCUCUCACAACCUGUUCUGGAACCACGAAGAGAGUAAGUCAAGAUAUUCUGCCGGAAACCCAGUACAGGUGUUCUCGUGUUGGAACGGGGCAGUUGCAAUCACUGCGAGCCCUUUUCUCGAAGGCCAGGUAGAGUUUAGGUCACACCACGAAGGCGAGUGUCAUCUUGGGGAGCCAGUUCACUUGGCAAAAGAUCUGUGGAAAAUCGGCCAUGGCAAAAUCGCAGUCCUUCCGAACGUCAAUAUUGGAUACAGCAUUGACUUUUCGGCCAAAGCUAAAGAAAAACAUGGCACAGUAUCAGCGUGGGCCGAAAAGGGGUUCGACGCAGCGAACAGCAUAGUAUGGCAAGAACAGCCUCCUGGCCAAAUCAAGUGCAUGGUGUCUUGGGAACAUCCUUCGUGGGAGCCAUGGGAUCUGAGCUUGUGA
Capronia epimyces CBS 606.96 is the source of this 1269-nucleotide messenger RNA. RefSeq lists its product as uncharacterized. Lineage: Eukaryota; Fungi; Ascomycota; Eurotiomycetes; Chaetothyriales; Herpotrichiellaceae. The record is from RefSeq and is a predicted model, not a curated record. Bases 1 to 1269 code for a protein of 422 amino acids. The transcript has a single exon.